UUUUCGACAUUUUCUUCGAUUUCUUCGAUAAAAUAAUUCUUAUUCUCAUUUUUUACUACUAAUAUCUGUGUUUUUUUUUCUGAAAAUGAGUGAAACCGAAACCAUUGUUCGAGAUAUUUUUGGUGAUAGCGAUGAAAGUGAUGAUGAAUUCGAAGGAUUUGAUGGUGAUGUUGGUGGAGAAAAAUCGCAAGAUAAACAACAGCAGCAGCAACAACAACAACAAUCUGAACAAAAAGAUGACGAUGAUGAUGAUCAAAAAAAUGAUGAUAAAGAAUUUGGUUCAGAUGGUUCAUCGGAUGGUGAAGUUUUUGAAAAUCGACCAUCAGAAGAAUUGGAUGAAGAAAAAGUUGAAGAUCCUGAACAGAAUGCCAAAGAAGCUAUACCUGAAAUAUCCGAUAGUGAUGAAGGAUCCGAUGAUGAUGAUGUUAAUCGAAAUGUAAAAUCUGAUAUAAUGUAUGACUUUGAUAUAAUGUUACAAAAACGUAAAGAAAUGAAUUCACGACGAAGACGUAGAAAAAAUAUUGACAUUAUCAAUGAUAGUGACGACAUAAUUGCUGAAUUAAUACAAGAAAUGAAACAAGCUGCUGAUGAGGAUUUUGAAUUGAAUCGUAAUCGUCAAACUGCAACACGAAAAUUGAAAAUGAUGCCAUUAGUUGAAACUCAAUUGAAAAAGAUUGAUUUUCGUGAAGCAUUACUUGAUUCAGGAGUUUUAAGUGUAAUCACUGAUUGGCUAACUAGGCUACCAGAUGGUAGUUUACCACAUUUACAGAUUCGUGAAAAAUUAUUGCGAAUUUUAGUUGAAUUCAAUAUUGAUGAUAUUGAUCGUAUUAAAGCAAGUGGAAUUGGUAAAGCCGUCAUGUAUCUGUAUAAACAUCCAAAAGAAACGAAAGAAAAUAAAAGAAUUGCUGGUCAAUUGAUUGCACAUUGGUCAAGGCCAAUAUUUAAUUUAGAUGCAGAUUUUCAUUCCAUUAGCCGUGAUCAACGUGAAAAACGUGAUUUUGAAAAUAUGGCCAAAUUUAAACGAAGUCAAUCAGAUUCAGGUGAAGGUGGUUCCAGUUCAAAAAUGGCAAAAACUGAACAAAAGAUUAUUCGUCCAGGUGAAAAAGGUUGGGUUCCACGUGCUCGUGUACCGAUGCCAUCAAUGAAAGAUUAUGUCAUAAGACCAAAAUCAACAGUCGAAGUGGAUAUGUCACGUAUAUCGAGUAAAAAACCGAUAACAAAAUUUGAAAAACAUUUGCGAAAUUUUCGUGAAAUGAAAAAAAUAAACAAAAUGAAUCGAGCAAUGCCAAUCAGUAUAGAAGGAAGAAAAAUGGCAUUAUGAUUCAAUCAAUGUUGUAUCCAUCAUCAUU
Dermatophagoides farinae (American house dust mite) is the source of this 1349-nucleotide messenger RNA. RefSeq names its product protein IWS1 homolog A. NCBI's taxonomy places the organism in Eukaryota, Metazoa, Arthropoda, Arachnida, Sarcoptiformes, Pyroglyphidae. Gene Ontology annotation, biological process: poly(A)+ mRNA export from nucleus. Gene Ontology annotation, cellular component: nucleus. The record is from RefSeq and is a predicted model, not a curated record.